UUUUAAAUGUUUCAAGAUUUGUGUUACUAGAAUGAAUGCUUACAAGAGAAAAGCAUUCAUGAGGAAAUUUAUUUACAGAUUUUUAAUGUGAUGUCAGUGUGUCUUUGUGUGAUUAUGUGCAUGUGCAUUCUGGUUCCCAAGAAGGUUAGACCUUUGGAGUUUCUUGCAGCAUGAAUUAUAGGAAGUUGUCAAAAACCUGACUUUGGUCCUAGGAAUGAACUUAUCUUAAUUGUUCAGCCAUGUCUCUAGCCCUUUAAAUAUUUUAAAACCUUUUACUAUCAUCUUGAUAUCAAGAAAUAGGGAAGAACUGAUACAAGAGGAAACCCUAUUCAUGUAUAUGAUUUUGUAAAGAACUUACACACCACAGUUGUCUUCAGGUUCAUAAAAAAGGACUUGCUUCACCUCUUUAAUAUCAUAGCCUUGAAGGAAGCAAAUUACCAUGUUCACACAAGACUGAUGUUGGAGAUCAGUGCAUUGUGGUUCUAUUUUGCAACAUUUGAGGUAGUUAUUAAAGUGUGCUAUAUGUGUUGCAAAUCUAUUUAGUCAAAUUCAAUUUAUGGUCCUUAUAUUCCUCUGUGGCCAUUGUUCAUCCUCAAUUGUGCUUUCAUUUAGAGAUAGAUAUUUUUCUAUUGCAAAGUAUAGAAUAGAAUGGCCAUCAUCUAAGUAGUCCAUUGUUUAUUUAAACAUCAGGCAAUGCUGAUCAUACUUUUCAAGUAAGGGUGUCUGUGAAAGGGUGGUGGGUUUUUAUUCUUGGUUUUCUUUUUCAUAUUUUCACAAAUUCCCUUUAGAUGUUGUUUGUUAUUCAGCCUAGGUUGGAUGUCAGUAAUUUGUCUGGAAUACAUUUGAAUUCAUGAUCCUCAUGUGUCAGUCUCCAGUGUAAAAGUCCAAGGGUAGAUGAUACACCCCUAACGUUUGCUAUUUUUUCAACUUGUUUUAAAAUGUUAAUUUUAAAUUGCUUAAUAGAGGAGAAUAUAAGAAACAUUAAAUACCUAAUGUGUACAUCCAAAGCUGCACUUUCAUCUCUGAAAGAGAUGUAAUGAGGUAAAAUGAUCAGCAAUCAGCUGUACAUUUGCCAUCUGUUUUCCCCUUUUCUCUGCUUAUUUUAUUAGCUUGAUACUAUUUUCCAUUACACAUGAUUCAGUAUCUUCUUUACACAUGUGUAAAGUAAGAAAUGCAUUAUCCUUUUUACUGUUUUUACAAGGUGGCUAAAAUGUCAUAAAUAAGAACUAUGUACACUAAUAUUAUCUUGAAUUAGGACCUCUGCCACUGAAGAAGCCAGGGCUUAUGAUGUUGCUCUGAGAUACCUCUUUUUAAAACUGUCUCAUUGCAUUGUUUAAGUGGUUUCUGUAUUAUUAAUGAAUUAAUGUUGUAUUCGCUGUAAAAUAGUGAUAGAUCCCAAAAAACUAUAGUGUAUUAGUUUGGACUUUAAAAUAGUUGAGCUUAGAGAGGCUUAACAAUGGUAUACUGAAUGCCAGCUUAAAUUUCACCAAGAAGCAGCGUGCAUUACACUAGUGUGCUAUUUAAUACUUGUAUGAGGAAUAGCUAAAUCUGGAGGGUGACAAAUAAUUGUUAUCCAUGACCUUCUCUGAAGAAAUCAUUGUAGCAAGUUUUAGCUGACAGCAGACACUAGGACGACCAUCAGUGUUGAUUGAUGCUGCUAAUUUUCACAGUUUAAUAGAGAAAAUCAUGAUUUAUCCCAUCACCUUGAUAUAUUAUUUGCAGAUAGGAUAGGUAAUUCUCAUCUCUGUUGCAUUUCUCUUGAGUAGUUGAUCUUAUUUGAUUUCUUACAGUGCUUAUUUUAUGUGGCUUCAGCUCUGUCAGUUCAUUUAGAUUGUUUCAAAGCUCCACACCAAACUUAGGAUUUAAAAUGACAGAGUAAAAAUAUUUGUUCUCUAUUCUGUCUGAAGUUACCCUCAUACAACACAAUACAGAUUCCUAUAGACAAAUAUUGCUGUAACUCCAAACUGAAAUAUUUGAAAAAUGGUUGCCAUAUGUAAAAAGAAGAUCCUUGUAGAAAGAGAUCUCUGAACUGACAGAACAAAGACAUGGCUCUUCUGUUUACAAUAGGUUAGGACAUAUGGGAGGCAUUGGAACAUCCAUAGUUGUUUGGCAGCAUGAACUAGCAAGAAGAAAGGGAAAUAAGGUAUACACAAGUGCACUAUCCUUACAGCAGGAAAAUAGAGGGAGAGAUUGCCACAGACUCUUUGGUACCUGUUUUUCAUGAAGGAGUAAUGUUUUAACUUUUUCUAACAUCUAAUAUGCAUUCUCCAUUUUUCUCACAAACACACGUGUAUAAACUGUUAUGUCAGAAAGAACUUCCAUCUAGUCUAGAAUGUAAUACUCUUCUCUCCUACCCCAGUAUUCCUAAGAAUAACUGGUCUUGCGGCACUCAGGCCAUUCAAAGGUAAGUAAUUAAAAGGAAAUGAGCAUGGUCCAUGAAAAAUGCUACAAGAAGAAAAUAAACCAGAAAACAAGUGACAACCCGUGAUGAAGUUUAUACUCGUGUGUUUUUGAGAAAAAUGGAGAUGAAAUUGUACAGGCCUAAGUGGUGGUGAAGUUUAUGAAACAGUUAAACUUUUGAAAUGAAAGACGGAGGACUCAGUAGAUAAGACAUAUACUGCUCCUUGAGUGACUUGAGUUUACUUCCUAGUACCUAUGUCAGGUGACUCACAAUAACCCCCUGUGACUCCAGCUUCAAGGGUAUUGACCACCUCUGUCCUUUAUGUGCACCUGCACACAUGUGAACAUACCCGUGAAUGUACUUAUAAUCAAUAGUCAUUUUUAAAAAUCUCUAAAAUGACAGUGUUGGCUGUACCUUGGUGGUAAUUUGCCAGUCCUGGAUAGAAGCCUUGGGUUCAGUUAGUAGCCCUGCAAAAAAUAAAGUGUUUAUUAUCUCAAGAGCUAGGAGUUAAUUAUAAGAGAGCAGUCUGGCAGAGCUAAGGAAGAAAAGAUGCACAAGGAGGAAUAACAGACAUUAGAAUGGAAAGUCAGCAUUGAAGCCUCAGUGAGGUGGCUUGAUGACAGGCUUUGGAAGUUGAACAAACUGAAAUAGGAAAGAAAGGAGAUGUACUUACUGUAGUUCUGGAAAUAGAGACCCCAGUGUUGCAACAAAAGUAUUUAAAUGACUCCAGAAGUGUUCUACACAGAAAUCUUUAUAAGUUGAAAGAAUACACAAAGACCAAGGAAAAAUGAAUAUAUACUCAUCACUGUCAUUUUAGAUUUUUAAAAAUGACUCAUCACUAUCAUUAUAUAGUCUAGGUCAACAACGUAGGGAAUAUGUGUGCUUCCACUGUGCAUUCCAUGAAAACAGAUCAGAUUUCCCCGUAGGUGAUGCUGUGUAAUUGAAUGAUAAUCGAGAAUAUUUAGCAUUUCAGGGCAGUGAUAAAUUCUGUAACUUAUCAGGGGAAGUAAAUUGUGACUUCACAGGCAAACUCCACUGACAUCUGUUUAAACUAUGCAAACACUGAAAAUAAGUAGUAUGUAUCUGUUCUUUUUUAUAAGCUGCAGAGAAACUGCGUGUGCCCAUGGUAUAUAGGGUGAUUGUGGAACAGUGUGCCAAUAAGAGUAAAAUCACAUAGUUAUAGUACAGAAUGAAAUAACCAAGCAGAAAUAAAUAGGAAAAGGAAAGAAGACAGAGGUAGCAUAAUUUGCCAGUUUCUUGUUAUAACCAGAAAACAUAAGACAGAAAACUUAGAUUAUUGAGUGAAAGAGGUAUUAGUAUUCUUGAAGAAAUAAAGCUAAACACAAUAGGACGUUUUAAAAAUAUUUAAGCAAGGUGAUGUAUUGGAGAGGAGGUAGGAAGUAUAUACAUACUAAAUUUCUAACUAAAGAAGUAAUCUGAGUUGACACCAAGGAUGAAAGACCAAAAUGAUUUCCAAGCUGUUCUUUACCCUUGCAAAUACCAGGUUCAUACAUGAGCAUUCUAACAAACACAAACACACACACACACACACACACACACACACACACACACACACACACACCACAAAGAAACAGAUACUGUAAUCCUGACUAAACACUUUCUCACUUCUUUCCCAUGGAAGUAGUUCUCAGUAUGGUCAGAAGUGAUAUCACCUUUGGACUUGUCAGACAUACAUUCUGAGAUCCAGAGGUCCCAGGUCACAUCUGUGUGUCACAGACAUUGGAGAAGGCCCUCCCUGGAUUCCUCCUGGUCAUAGUGCUCUGUAGUACCGCAGAUGGCUUUUCCUUAGCUUUCUUUCUUUCUGGUUUUUCUUUUUAUGUUUGUUUUUUUGUUCGAGAAAGGGUCUUUCUAUGUAAUUCAAGCUGGUCUAGAUCACUGUGUAGCCCAGGCUGGCCUUGUACUUUCUACCCCCUGCCUCAGCAUACCAAAUGCUAGCCUUAUAGCCAUGUACUGCUAUGUUUCACUAAAUAACUUUGUGUGUGUGCUAUCAAUCUUUGUUAAAGUUAAUUUAAUUUCCUUUUUUAUUUUUGCCACAUUGGCCUUUUUAUCUUUUCAGAAGUAUCUCUUUGUUCACAGAAAACAAGAUUACCUUCCUGUUUCAUGAAGAAGAUGAAAACAGCUUGGUUACUGUUGAGAACAUCCAAGAGAACACCACACACCAAUGAGUAGAAUCAAUAAGAACGUAAUCUUGGCCCUUUUAACACUGACUAGUUCUGCAUUUCUGCUGUUUCAGUUGUACUACUACAAGCACUGUUUGUCACCAAAGGAUGGCUGGUUUCAGAUAGCUGAGAAUAUGGGAUUUCAGUGCUUAAAGACUGAAAGCAAAGAUCCUCGGCUAGAUGGAAUCGACUCACUUUCUGGAACUGAAAUCCCUCUGCACUAUGUCUGUAAGCUGGCCACUCACGCCAUCCCCUUGGUGUUCUUUUAUGAGAGGAGCGGCAACUACCUCUGGCAUGGUCACCUGCGGCUCCAAGGACACGUGGACAGAAAGUUUGUUCCUUUUCGAAAGUUACAGUUCGGUCGUUAUCCUGGAGCUUUUGACAGCACUCUGGAAACUGAAGCAGGAGAGUUGCAAGCUGCAGGAUGGUAUCGGCAGUGCAGUAUUAUUCCUUAUAGCAAAGAUGUCGACCUGGGAAUUUUUAUACAAGAUUACAAACCUGACAUUAUUUUGGCAUUUCAGAAUGCUGGACUUCCACUAAAACACAAGUUUGGGAAGGUUGACAGCUUGGAACUAUCCUUCCAGGGAAAAGAUGAUGUAAAACUUGACAUUUUUUUCUUCUAUGAAGAGACUGACCAUAUGUGGAAUGGAGGCACGCAGGCCAAAACAGGAAAAAAGUUUAAGUACCUGUUUCCCAAGUUCACACUGUGCUGGACCGAGUUUGUAGACAUGAAUGUCCAUGUGCCCUGUGAAACAGUUGACUACAUUGAAGCCAACUAUGGUAAGACCUGGACGAUUCCUGUCAAGACAUGGGACUGGAAGAGCUCGCCACCAAAUGUGCAGCCCAAUGGUGUCUGGCCUAUUUCUGAGUGGGAUGAGGUUAUCCAGCUGUACUGAGAAUACAAAGUUAAGGAGGGACAUUUCCCAAAAAGAAGGCGGGUAACUGUUUAAAACAUGUGAGAGCCAAAGAAGAUAAGUGAAAAGUUUGAAGACAGAAAUGUUCUAACUCGUGGGCCAUCUAAUCAGCUCUGCCAUUCAGCAUUUACUGAGGCUUUUAUACACCAGGUAAAACACUGGGUUCUGGUGGUCAGGCAGAGAUGAAUGAGCAAAUGCCUGCCUCUUGCUUGUCAUGUCCAAUUUUCUGUUAAGGGAGUCUCCCCCACCUUCUGAAGAGCUGAUGUGCACUGUGAUGUAUUUUAUGAUUCUUAAAACAUUAAAUAAUGUUUAUACUGGAAAGUGAGCUUAUCAGACAAAGCUAAGGAAGGGUACAUUCGUUAGGAAUAAGUCCUUCCUGCCAGCCCUCAGGACUUAAGCUGCUGUGUUAGUGCCCCUUUAAGGUUGUGGAAUAUGAGUUAGUAUUUUAUGAGUGAUUAGACUUUGUGUCACACAGAGAAAGACAGUGGCAGACUCAUGUUACAAGCAAUGCGAUCCACAGUUGACUUAAAGCACAGGGCGAUUUAUAAAGGAACAUGAGAGCCCAUUUCAAGUCUUGUCAAGAUGUAUCCUCUUUUCUUCAUAUUUGAAGUGAGAAGUUGAUGCCUAUGUGAUGCUUAAAUGUCUGACGUCAUAGGAACAUGGUCACUGACCUGCAGUAGUUCUUGAUAAGUCACUCAGUCAUGCUGCCCAAAAGUUGUGAUUUCACAGAGCUUACUUUGCUCAUUUCAUUCUCAAUCGCUGUUAGACUUAAAAAAUAGGAGUUAUUCAUGGUUAUUUUUCUAUGUUCUGAACUUAUAACUCUUCUACCCUUAAUUUGAAUGUUGACACUAAAUACUAGUAGAUAUACCUCUGAGUUUUCUAAAUAUACCAUUUAUUUAUUUAUGAACCGUAGCUCUAUUUCUUUAAUCGAUAGCCUACACUCUUAAUUGAUUUAGUAUAGAGAUAUGACUGUUGUUCUAUCCAAUAUUACUUCAGGUUUCCAUAAUGGAGGGUUAAUGUGAAUCUGAUAACUCUUCCUCAUUCCAGAUCACUGCUUUUAAAACCUGUGUCCAUCUCUAGAUUUUCCUUCUGCUGAGUGUAAUAAUGCAAGGACUCAGACUUCCCUACUACCAAGUGCUACACCUGCUGGACCCCUUGACAUUCUUUUUCUUCUCAUUAUACACUCGUGAGUAGGUUGGGCUAGCUGCACCCAUCUCUGUACCUGUACUUAAGUGAUGUGCUCUAAGUGAGAUAUGCAGGACAGUCUGACACAGUUUAUACUGCCUGGGAGAAGAGAUUCUCUACUCUCUGCUGCUUAGGGAUGCUCUCCCUGGCAGCUUGACAGAUUUCCCUGUGGAACUAUAGUUACUAAAAUGGAAACCAGAAUAUCUGAGGGAAUGAGCUGGCAGAAAUUCAAAAACAAAAACAAAAACAAAACAACCUUGGGGGAAAUUACUUAAAGCCACCCACUUCCAAAUUUUAAAAUCACAUGAAAACUCUUUGAUGGAUGAAAAAACCACAGUCUGUGAGGAUACAUCCUCCAUGUAGGAAUACUGAGUCUCAUCAUAGCUGUCAUAUUCAGAUUUUCAGGAAACAAAUUAUAGAUCAUAAACAGUUCUGUCCUAGAAAAUAACUCCAUAGAAUAUGUAUCCAUGCUUUAGAUAGCCAACCCUAAUUUCAUUUUUUUUGUGCCCCAGAAAUAAAAUGAUUAUAAUAGUGUUCUUGAGAAAAACCCACCCUAUCUGCAGAGAACUGUUUGUUCGUAUCAGUAUCCAGAAGUAAGUUCACUCUCAUCACAUUUCUUGAGAGCUCCCAUCUUCUGCCAGGAGAUCUCGCCUACUCCUGUUCAAGUUACCUCACCUGUGUCCAUCUUUGGAGUUCAAGGUCUGGAAGUGUUCAGAAUACAGGCAGUCUUGGCCUGUGGUCAGAGGUUCUAUAUUCCUCCCUACACAGAGGACAGCUAAACUUCUUGUCUUCCCUCUGGUUUGGUAUUAGUAUUUAAGUUCCAUCCUAUCUUGCAGAAAAUGAAAGCCUUUCCCCCAGAACUCGAAGGUGAGGCCUGCAUCUCAAAAUGAUCCCAUGAUUCAGUCACAGUUACGCCUGUGCUUCUUAACUGAACUCUGCUGAGUGUCCAGAGACCUUGGGUUAGGUGUGCCCACCACCUGUACCUUCUCAGAUACCUGUACCUUUUCCUUUCCUCCCUGAAUAUGCCAAGUGUCCUUCUCCUAUAUGACUACUUUCUGGUCCCAUCGCCUGGCUUGUUUGAAGACACCUAGUGUAGUAACUUGUUGGUACCUUAUGUAACCAAGGUUAUCUGCAGAGAGACCCUGAGGAGCAAUGCUUUCUCAGUUUGAAACAACCAGCUACUUCUCCAAGCAUGGGGCACAUGCCGUGCUCUUGGCUGCAGUUUUUGACAUCUGCCCUCUGAGAUAGAAUGCUAGUAACCACAAGUGAGCAUCCCUACAAAUAGCCGAGCAGUUAGAGGGCAGGCUUCCCAGAUUUCCUAGCUGCAGACCCUGAAAUGUGGGCCCUGUGUACUCAGUGAAACAUUCACUCUAGCCCUCAUUUUCUCAGCCACUGAGUAAUCCCAGGAAGGAGUGAGCUGAGCAAAAGAGCUGAGGCCGAGAUCCAAGCUUUCUGUGAUUUCUAGUCUGCUGCUGUCUGCAGUUCUGAGAUGAGUUCUUAGUGUGGCCUCCAUGACACAUCACUCCAGUGUCUCAGUGACAUGUGCUCUGGGGUGUUCGUGCCAUCCCCACUGAAGGCCUGAGGUGACAAAAGACACUAAGGAGGAAUGUUUCUUUCUUGUCCAAUAUAGUUUAACUAGGACACAGAAAUUGCAGGUGAGGAUAUACUGCCUUACUCAGAAGGUGGCAUGCCAAAAGUUGCUUAGAAAUAAUAUGGGGGCGGGGCACUGAUGAGAUGGCUUAGCGGGUAAAAGCACUUGUCACCAAAUCUGACAACUUGAGUUGGAUCCCAGGAUCCAUAUGGUGCACGGAGAGGACUAAUUUCCACAAAUGGCCUGUGGCCCCUGCAUACUUUGGAAUGCUUAGUCAUUUACUACCCACCCUGCAUAGACAAGUGGGCUAGGGGAGUCUUCUUGCCCAGCAUGUGUGAGGCCUGGAUCAGUACAAAGCACCGGAAGUCUGAGCAGAAGGAUCACCAUGUUCAAGGCCAGCCUGGGCUACAUAGUGAGUUUCAACCCGUCCUGGGCUACUGUGUAAGACCCUGUAUUGAGGGAAGGAAAAGGAAGGAAUAGAGAGAGAGGGAGAGAAUGAGAAUAUACUCAUGUCAAUCAUCUGCCUACAAACUUAUUUUUUUUCUAAUCCAGACAAGACUCAACAGGGUAGGUAAUGCUGUUUUAAAUCACUUCACUUUAGAGCAAAAUACUAAUUGUAGUUGAUUUUAGACAAACAGACCAAUUCAGUGUUGAGACCUUUCAUAUAGCACUAGUAAGCAAAUAUAAAUUUUCUGAGAAAUUUGUUUCUGUACCCUCUUACCUAGGCUAGAAUUUGUCACUAUAAUUCCUGGACCCAACCGAAUAGAAUUUCCCUGAGGGCCCAUGUAGUCAUCCAAACUUCUACUUAUGAGUACCUUCACAGAAGGGGGUAUAUAGGAAAGCUUCGUCAUAUAAGGUAUUCUGUCAUACACUUUAAAAACUCUAAGCUCUUACAGCCUUCUGGCAGUUUAUUCAAAGCAUGAAAACUAGUUCAUGAGUUUGUUAAAUGCAAACCAUGUAGCUCUGUUAACAUGUGUGUGACUAUGAACAUGUAUGUGAAUUUUCUCGACAAAGUAAUAUUUUAAACAUGAGAUUUCAGUGUAGCAUACCAGUUUACUAUUUGGUUUUUGUCUUAAGGUAUAGUUUAUGGUCCUGCUGAAAACACUUUUAAUAUUAUUACUGUGAUCUGAAUUUGUAAUUUAUAACCACUUUGGGAUGAUUAAUAAAAUGUUUUAAUCUCUUG
This is a messenger RNA of Peromyscus californicus insignis, 9454 nucleotides long. Its product is annotated as ribitol-5-phosphate transferase FKTN-like. The transcript is spliced from 6 exons. Lineage: Eukaryota; Metazoa; Chordata; Mammalia; Rodentia; Cricetidae. Gene Ontology annotation, cellular component: Golgi membrane. The record is from RefSeq and is a predicted model, not a curated record. Bases 4584 to 5477 code for a protein of 297 amino acids.